This is a messenger RNA of Prionailurus viverrinus (fishing cat), 2855 nucleotides long. It is a transcript of the gene TCEANC, whose product is annotated as transcription elongation factor A N-terminal and central domain containing. NCBI's taxonomy places the organism in Eukaryota, Metazoa, Chordata, Mammalia, Carnivora, Felidae. Gene Ontology annotation, cellular component: nucleus. Gene Ontology annotation, biological process: DNA-templated transcription. The record is from RefSeq and is a predicted model, not a curated record.
GUGAGAUCAUGACCUGAGCCGAAGUCGGACGCUUAACCGACCAAGCCACCCAGGCGCCCCCCAAAAAUUUAAAAAUAAACAUUAAAAAUGUUAAAUAACUUUAUUCAGAUAUAAUUUAUACACCAUACAGUUAACCUCCUUAAAGUGUAUACACUUCAGUGGUUUUAAGUAUAUUUUCUACUGUGCAGUUCAUCAUCACAGUCCACUUUAGAGAAGAUUUUCCACUUUCCCCAAGAAAAACUACACCCAUUGGUAGCCACCCCCUUUCAUUCUACCCCACUGGGUCCCCCCCACCCCCACCCCAUCCGUCCACCCCAGCCCUAGUCAACCACUAAUCCAUUUUCUGUCUCUAGAUUUGCCUAUUCUGGGCAUUUCAUAUAAGUGGAAUCGUACAAUCUGUGGUCUUCUGUGUUUUUAACCCAGCAUAGUGUUUGUAAGGCUCAUGCAUGUUGUAUAUGUCAGAAUUUCAUAUUUCUAUUGCCACACACCACUCCAUUGUAUGGAUAUGCUACAUUUUGCUUAUCCAUCAGUUGGCAGGCAUUUGGGUUGUUUCCAAUUGGGGGUUAUUAAGAAUAGUGCUGCUGUGAACAUCUGCAUGCAACUUUAACCAUUUGAGACCUUCUAGUUUGUCUGAAGUUUGACAACAUUCUUACAUACACACCUUCCCCAUCUCUGGUUUCCCUAAUGUAAACUUGCAGAAGUCGAAUCACUGACAAGGACGUUGCAUUUUACAGAACUUGUCGGAUGGUUUCUAAGAAGACUGUAUGGAUUCUCUCUGCACUCUAGUGUCAGCCUGUGUGCUUAGUGAUGGGCAUUUAAUAUCAGGUCCUGUGAAAUGGAAGCCCAUGAGUUUCUUAUGAGACAGGUCUCUACCAUCAAGAUGCAUAUGUCUACGUGUAGACAUGAUGGGCAGAUGUAGGUCCAAAGGUAUUAGGUAGCAAGGUUAUGUACCUUAUGUGGAGAGAAAAAUGGACUGGUUAGGUAAAGGAAACAUUUGCCUGCCCAGGAUGAGGUUCACGCAGAUGCAAUCAUCAAGCAACUUUUUGCACCUUGAAGUUACAAAAUUAAUGGAACCAAACUGGCCUGGGGACUGGUUUGGUCCAAAGUCAUCACUUGUCCAGAUUGCUUAGUCUGAACCCUUACCCUGUUGUUCAGAAGACUCAGUUGUCAGCACAGUGCCUUUUGACCCUUGGGGUCCACGAGGCCUGUCUGCGGCUGCCUCCCAACCUGUGCUAUCUCACGAUUUCUUCCGAUGUCCUUGGGAUGUCUAAACAGCAUCCCCUUAUUGUUCUGUUUCUCAUUCUUUUGUAUUCAGAACAGUACCUCUUAAAGAUGAUAAAAUCAGCAAGUAGUUCAGCGAUGUGGCUGAAGAGGGGGGGAAAUGGUCCCGCCUUGCCCAGACUUCCCUGUUGAUGCUGACACUGGCAUGAUUUCAUGCCCAACAGGACCGCCAAAUCCCAUCCAAAGCAGUUGGCCAACCUGGAUCCGCAAAGAUCACGGAUUUGUCCAACUUGAGAUGGACAAAGUUCUAGAGUUCUUCCAGCAAGCUUCUUUUAAGUGACUGGGAAUGCAGAAGCUGGUUGCGUUGCUGCUUUUUUUUUCCCCCGCUACAGGGACUCAGACUUUUGAAACUGCAGCGAUAGCACGUUGCAGAUGCCGUUUUCUAACAUGUCACACCCCUUUUUGUUACAUAACUCUUUCAGAAAACACACAGGUAACUGGCAGAAAGUGCUGUGCUGCUAUUAGGUCGCUGCGAUUGGCAAGCACAAGCCUAAAAAAAACGGAACCUUCUUUUUUUUUCUUUGCCGCUGUAAAGAUGUCUGACGACAACCACAGCUUCCCUUAUUGAGCAUUCGAUGUCUAGAAGGAAUUUUGAGGAUCUUGGCAACCACCUUACUGAGCCAGAAACUCUUCGUGUGACUCAAGAGCACCUCCAGGGGACCGCUGUGGUCAGGGCCGUGUACGGAGUCCUCAAAAAUUGCCCCACGGUGGCUUGGAAAAAGAAAGCCAAGCGUCUAUUGUCAGAAUGGAAAGCUGUCUAUAAGGACUCCGCUUCAACGGACAGCCCGAAAUCAUUCCCUACGGGCGGAAAUGAAGAAAAGCCAGGACUUUCUCGUGACCCAAGUCGGGGUGAGAUACGGGGUGGCUCCGGUUCUCAUUCAUCAUGCCACGAUGUUGCAGAAGCCAUUGAAAUGAUUGCGCCUGAAAACAGCACUAGUCCAGUGGAACCUGAGAAAAGGCAUUUCACGGGCGGUGCCCCUCAAUCCACUGAUGAACGAUCCAGUGAGUUGCCGGAUCCCACAGUACCUGUGAGAGCUAAAGGCACAGAGCUUCUUUAUGAAGCUUUAACGAGUUCUUCCACAGACCAGCAGCCCAAAGCCGAUAUGUGGCACAACUUCGCAAAAGACAUUCUUACCCUCGACUUAAAGAACCUCAAAAAAUACAAAACUUGUGUUAGAAGCAAAGUCACCAAUCUGAAGAACCCCCCCCCCCCCAAAAUUUCACGACAAAGCUUGCUCUCUGGGACCAUGUCGCCGAGAGAAUUUGCCGAAACGACCGUCGUGGAAAUGGCACACGAGGACCUGAAGCAGUUGAGAACCGCAUACACGGAAUCUCGCAUCCAGGAACACCACUUUCCCCGAGCGGUGGGGGGCACAGACAAAAUAAAAUGCGGAAGCUGUGAGAAGUUCAAUUGCAUGGUCACCGUAGUCACCAGAGGAGCACUUUUCCUUCCAGGCUGGGUGCAGAACUCAAAUCCAGACAAAGACACGAUGACCUCUGUGAUCUGUAACGAGUGUGGGGAGCAGUGGUACCACAGCAGGUGGGUGUGCCUGUAAUUGCAAAUAAAUGUUCUC